Molecule: messenger RNA, 10012 nt
Organism: Lacerta agilis (Sand lizard)
Lineage: Eukaryota; Metazoa; Chordata; Lepidosauria; Squamata; Lacertidae
Gene: TNRC18
Product: trinucleotide repeat containing 18
Exons: 29
Coding region: 168-9116 (2982 amino acids)
Molecular function (GO): chromatin binding
Source: RefSeq, a predicted model, not a curated record
UUACAACUCAUUCCGAAAGGCUCCCGUCCGGGGCCGCCUGGGCAGCCGGAGCCCCGCGCGCGCGGAGAAUGGUUGCGCGGAAGGUGGCGCGGCGCGGGGAGCGGCGCUUGUCCUCGCUGCGCCUUCGCUGAGUCCGGCGGCGGCGGCGGCGGCGGCGGGAGCGCAGCAUGGAUGGGCGAGACCUCGGCGGGCCCCCGCGCGCCGUCCACCUCCCGCCGCCGCCGCUCCUCUCGGGCCUGGCCAUGGACGGGCACCACCGCGCCGCCGCCGCCGCCGCCGCCGCCCGGCUCGCCCCCUUGGCGGCCGGACUGCCGCCCGCGCCCCUCGGCCCCGCCAAGUACCUCGCCGCCGGACUCAACCUCCAUUCCCACGCGGGAUUCUCCCACCUUCCCAACGGUCUGUAUCCCUCAUACAUUCCUCUGAGCCACCUGGAGCCUCACAACAGCGGCAGCCCUUUGCUUGCUCAGCUGGGCCAGCACAACCUCUUUGAGUCUCCAAAAGAUGGGUUUUAUCUUGGCGGCCACACAGGGCAGCCCCCCCUGCACCCCCAGGGCCCCCCCUCGAGGACGGCAGCCGGCCACGGGCCCAGCGCCCUCCACCGCGAGAAGGAACUUGGGCACCUGCCCAGGGCCUCGAAGGACGGCGCCAGGGACGUCGGCAAGGAGAGGGCAUGCCGGGGCGAGGUCCUCCUGGCCGGCCCCAAGAAGGAGGGCAAGGCCCGGGAGGAGCCCAGGCCGCAGAGCGUGGUGGACCUCACCCAGGACACCAAGCCCGACAGCGACAGGAAAGUGAACGGCCCCGACAAAGGCGCCAGGACCGGGGAGCAGCCGCUGCCCCCCUUCCUGGCUGAGCAUGCGCCGAGCCGCGGCGCCCACGGCGGAGAACCAAAGUUCAAGAACCCGCUGCAGACCUCCUCGCUCAGCAACUGCAACGGCGGAGGGGACCCUCUGGGGAAAGCGCUGGGCUCGGAGCAGGACCGCUGCGCCAGGGACCCCGCGCGGCACGACGAGAACAUGAGGCCUUCCUCGCACUCGGAGCGGCUGCGGAGGGGGGAUUCCGGGGCGGGGGCGGCCGCUUUGCACGUGGCCUGCAGCUGCCCCUCUCCAGGCCAACCGGGGAAGCUGGCCCCCGCUUCCUCCGCCUUCCCCCCGCAGCCGGUCCAUUCCAACAUGUACACCAUCUUCCCCCUGGCAAAGGAGCCCGGCAGGGAGCACAAGGUCAUCGCGCCCACCUUUGUGCCUUCCGUGGAGGCUUACGACGAGCGCAGCGGGCCCAUCCAGAUCGCCUCGCAGGCCCGGGACAACGGCGGCGGCAAGGUGAAGGAGAAGGACCCCCCGGCCGCCCGGGUGGGCGUCCUCCAGGCCUUGCCCGAGAGGUGCUUGGGCGACGGCGCCCGCAGCCUGCUGCCCCCGGACUUUACGGCUCACGGCGACUCCAGGAGGAUGGAGGUUCUGCGCGAGAAGGGCUCCGUCAUCCGGGCCACCUCCACGGCGCUCAGGAAGCAGGGGCCCCCGGAGACGUUCCUCAACAGGCCCCGGCUCGCCUCCCCCGAAAGCAGGGGCGACUUCCUCGCCUCCAAAGACUUGCUCAAGCCGGGCCUGGAGCCAGAGCAUCGCUCCAGCGAGAGGGACCGGUUUCCGCGGCCCGGCUGCAAGGACGCGGCAAAGAUCUAUGGCACUUUGGACUCUUCUUCCUCUUCUUCUUCUUCGUCCUCCUCGUCCCGGGGGCAGCACCUGGACCACGGCCAGCCCCCCAAGCCCUCUGAGCAGAAAUGGAAACCUUUUGACAUGGGCAACUUUGCCACCACGCAGAUGGCGGUGUUGGCAGCGCAGCACAACCAGGCCAGCCGGGCGGAGGAGGAAGCUAAGAAGGCGUACCUCGACCCCGGAGGCCUGCAGAGGACCGUGGUGACAGCGACUCGGAGUGCCGAAGGCCUCCACCCUACCUCUCACGGAGAAGGCUCGGCCAUGCAGAGCCUCAUCAAGUACAGCGGCAGCUUCGCCAAGGAGGCGGCGGCAGCUCGGCCGGGCAGCGGCAAGAAGAGCCCCUUUGGGGGUUUGGGGCACAUGAAGGCCGACCCCGCCCUGCAGGCCUCGGCCAGGAUCCAGCAGCUGCUGCCCCAGCAGGCCAGCAAACAGCUGAAGAGGGAGCCCGAGCGCCCCGAGAGCGCCAAGUCCUUUGGGCGCGAGAGCAUCGGGUCGCAGGGGGAGGGAGAAGUGCGGCACCUCCCCGUGGGCAUCGCCGUGGCCGUGGCGAGGCAGAAGGACAACAGUGGCGGCGGCAGCGGCAAGGUGGGGCCGGGGCUGGCGGACCGCGAUCGCGCCCUCUCCCUGAGCAACGUCAAAGGACACGGACGCUCCAGCGAGGACUGUGGGGAUGACCGCCCGCGCCACCGAGACAGCCACCUCCUGGCGAGUCGCCUGGAACGAGACCAGGAGAAGCUCCUCAGAGAAAGCAAAGAGCUGGCCGACUUCGCGCGGAUACACCCUGCCGGCUGCGCCGCGAACGGUUUGAACUCCAACCUCAUGGUGACUGGGGGGCCCCCCUUGGCUGGCUCAGGGCGGUGGUCCGCCGACCCAGCGUCCCACCUAGCGACUCACCCGUGGCUGCCCAGGACCAGCAGCUCCUCAAUGUGGUUGGCGGGGCACCCCUACGGUCUCGGCCACCCUUCGUUGCACCAAGGCAUGACUCCCGGCUUCCCCGCUGGCAUGGGGGGAGCGCUGCCUUCCGCCUACCAGUUUGCCAGGGACCCUCAGUCUGGCCAGCUUGUCGUGAUCCCCAGUGAGCACCUGCCACACUUUGCGGCGGAGCUGAUGGAUCGUGCGCCGCCUCUCUGGCCCGCCAUGUACCCUCCGGUGAGGAGCUCCCUGCAGCACGCCCAGCAGCUCCAGCUCCUCUCUCACCAGCAGCUGAUCCGCCAGCACGAGCUGUACAUCUUGCAGCAGCAAGCCGCCCACGCCAUGGAGCUCCACCGCAGUGCCCAGCUGGUGGAGAGGUUAAAAGCGAGCGAGCAUCGGGCAGAGAUGGAGGAGAAGAUGUCCAAGCGGAAUUUGGACGCUGCCAAGCCCGGCCUCGCCACCUCCGGCUCGGGCCACCUGCGCCGGAAGCCCCCCGUCCUGUCGCCCAGCACCUGUGCCUCCUACAGCAAGGCCGUGAGUCCGCCUGCGCUGUCCCCCAGGGCAUCAUCCCCUGUGCCCGUCCUCAAGGCGGAGGUCAUCCGAAAGAUGGAGGAGCCCCCCAUGCAGCCGGCCUACUCCUACCCUGCCACCCCCAUCUCCCACCCUUCCAGCCCGCCCCCCGCUUCUCCGCCCUCGGCCCCCGCCAUCCCCCCGAAGGAAGAGGAGGAGCCCGACAGCGCCGAGAAGAAGGAGAUGGAGAAGGAAGCCCCCAGCCCGUACCAGUCUUUGUUCCCAGAGAUUCCUUCGGGAUACCCAUUCCAGGCCCUCCCAGCUUCCUUCAGAAGACACUACCCAUACCUCCUCCAGCCAACGGCAGCCUCGGACGCGGAUGGCUUGGCGCCCGAUGUCCCGCUGCCCGCUGGGGACCCCGAGGGCCUGGCCCUUUCCCCGGAGGUCAAGCCCACCCACCUCUCCCCGUCCAAAAUCGUGAAGCCCAUGCGGGCGGACGAAGAGGAGGAGGAGGAGGAAGAAGAGGAGGAGGAGGAGCCUCUGGAAGAACGGGUGAAGACGGAGCUGGACCUGGACACAAACCACGAGGGGGGCAUCUGCAAUCAGGACGUGGGAGCUCUGGACCUGGCGGCCUCCGUGGCUCGCCCACUCCAGGACGUGGGAGGCCGGGGGCUCCUCAUGUGCCACGGCAAGGCCUUGAGCAGCUUGAGGCAUGCAGAAGAAGAAGAGGAGGAGGAGGAAGAGGAGGAGGAGGAAGAAGGAGAAGCUCUUCAGGACUGCCAGCCUGUGUACGAAGCAAUGGCCUGCCCUGCAGAUCUGGAGAGCCAAGCGGAGGCUGCCGGCGCCGACACUUGCCCCGUCCACGUCGACUACGAAGCUGCGUUGCUGCACCAGCCCGCUGAGCAGGCGGAGGAGCUGUCCCUUUCCCUGGAGCUGCCUCACAUCCGCUCUCCGCAGGGGAGGGAAUUCCCUGUCCUCCUUCCAGAAGAGGAAGAGGAAGAGGAAGAGGAGCCACUCCCGGAGAGGCCCUGCUGUGGGAGUGAGCCGGUCUCCUGCCUGGUCUCACCCCUGGAUAUCAAGCUGGACGACCCCCUAGCCGGGAUGAAUGCCCUGGUGGCUGCCGCCGAGUUGCCCCAGGCGUGCCCGCUGCUGGUGGGCGACAGCGUGGCCCAAGAGGCAGUGGUGAACCUGGAGGUGACCUCCAGCCUGUCCCCGGAACACACUUUCCUGCAGGGGAUCACGCUGCUGAGCGAAAUCGCCGAGCUGGAGCUGGAGAAGAGGAGGCAGGAGGCAGAAGGUCUGGAGAGCUUUGCCGCCCGCCCGACCCUGGAGAGCCUGCUAGCUGCCAGCACUCAGAUGCUCAUGGAAGUCCUCUCCAACCCCUUUAUGGACAGCUUGAAAAACAUCCGCCUGCCCCGCGAACUGGAUCCCAACAAAAAGUACAGCUGGAUGCAGAAGAAAGACGAAUCGAUGCACUCCAUCAAGUCCGCCAUCGAGAACAUGGAUCCCCUGGAGCUGGACUUCCGGAUGAGGCUGGCCGAGCUGCAGAGGAGGUACAAGGAGAAGCAGCGCGAGCUGGUGAAACUGCAGCGCCGGAGAGACUCAGAGGAAAAGCAUGACGAGAAAAGUAGAAGCAUGUCGAGACGAGGCCCAGGAAGGCCCAGGAAGAGGAAGAAUGGACCGAGCGCUCUGUCGCCCCCUAUGGAGAGAGGGAAGAGGGACAGCAGGAGUGGAAAGCUGGGCAAAUCCUUGCUGCUCUCUGAAGACUCUGAGGCUGGCGAAGGAACCAGGAAAAGGCACAGGGGGCUCCUCCUGGAAGAGGACGAUGCGGAGAGCGGGAGCGGGAAGCUGAGAGGACGGAAUCGCAGCUGGGAUGAGCAGGACGUGCUGGCAAACUUCUCCAGCGAGCUGAAGGUUAAGAAGAAGAAGCUGGCAUCUGAGCAGGAGCAGCUGGUGAGCAAGCUUGACAAAGCGCUCUCCCUCGGCCGGCACAGCAAGCUGAAAUCCCCCUUUAAGUUUGCCGACGGCCCCGCGGGGAGGCCGAGAAAUGGCGGCUGUUACGGCGGCAGAUACGCCUCUCCCCACGAGGCCUUGCUCGGCAGGGGCGAGAAGAGGAGCUUGGCCGAAACACUGAGCUACUCGCUGAAGGAGCCCAAAGAAGGUAAAAACAAAAUGGCUGCCAAAAUGAAGAAGAUGGAGUUGGGGCUGAAGCUCAAGGGUCACCUGAAGGCAUCCAUUUCGCCAGCAAUAUCCGAAGAUAGCAGUUAUUCGUACAAUACAGACUCUGAGGAAGACGAUGGAUCCCUGAAGGACGAGUGGUCUUCUCAUGGCUCCAGAACGAGACCCCCCAGCCUGUACGGUGUGGUGGCCCCCAAGAGCCGCCGGAUGGCCAGAGGCGGCCUCAGGACGGCAGGCAAGAAGGGCAUCUGUGCCGCCAGGACUCUCAAAUCUAAACUGGCCGCCACGGCAAGCAGGAAGCCGCAGUUUUGCUUGCUGCCCAGAGAGGGGUCUUCCUUCAGCGAUUCUUCGGAGGACUCGUUCGAUCAAGAUUCUAGCUCGGAAGAAGAGGAGGAAGAGGAGGAGGAGGAGGAAGCGGGGGACUAUGGAGUGGGGAGCAGCGCCAGGCUUUCGUCCCCCGCCCUGGACGAGAGCGGCUUGGGGCUUCUGGCAAGGUUUGCGGCCAGCGCCCUCCCCAGCCCCAUCAUCCCGCCCUCUCUUUCCAUCGUCCAGCUGGAAGCCAAGCAGAAAGCCAAGAAGAAGGAAGAGAGGCAGAGCUUGAUGGGAGCGGAGUUUGAAUACACGGACUCUGAGAGCGAGGUGAAGAUCAGGAAGAAGUCUCCUUCCGGCCUCCUGCGUGGGAAGAAGGGGCUGGUGGAAGCAGGCAGUGCCCCAGGUGCCCAGCCGGGGAACGCGAUGGACGUCACCUCCGCGGGCAGCUUGGAGAGGGCCAAGAUGGCGUCCGAGAAGAGCAGCAGGAAGCUGAAGAAAUUGAAGUCCCCAAAGGACCUGAGCUUCGAGUUCGGGAUGGAGGCGAGCGACGAUGACCUCUGGAGCCGUCGCCGCAGCGAGCGGAUCUUCCUCCACGAUGCCACGGCCUCUUCAGCGGGGCUGGCCUCCACGGCGCAGACCAGCUCGGCCCCCGUGGCCAAAGCUGCCGGGCGCUGUGUGAAGGGAACGCCCCUCAGCCCCAAGAAAGACGGAGCCAAAGGGAAAGAAAAGAAGGAGCUCGGCAAGAAGAAGAAAAGUAAAGAAGGCCCCUUCUGCUCUUCCUCCUCUUCUUCCUCCUCCUCCUCCUCCUCUUCCUCCUCCUCCUCGUCCCUCUCGCCUCCAGGCAUUGCCAGCUCCAUGCCUGACUCCCGAGGCAGCCUGACCAGCUCCCUGAGCUCCGGCAAGAAAAACAAAACCAAGCCCAAAGCCAAAGAAGUGAAGAAAGAGAACCGAGGGAAAGGAGGCGCCGUCAGCAAACUGAUGGAGAGCAUGGCUGCCGAGGAGGAUUUUGAGCCCAACCAGGACAGCAGCUUCUCAGAGGAUGAGAAUGUGCCGCUCAGUUUGCUCCUAGAGAGGCCUCUGACUCCGGCCCCCCGUUCUUGCAUCAUCGACAAAGACGAGCUGAAGGAUGGCUUGAGAGUCCUCAUUCCCAUGGAUGACAAGCUCCUCUACGCCGGCCAUGUGAAGACCGUCCACUCUCCUGACAUAUACCGAGUCGUGGUGGAAGGAGAGCGAGGAAACCGACCCCACAUUUAUUGUCUGGAGCAGCUGCUGCAAGAGGCAAUCAUUGACGUGAAACCUCCUUCGGUGCGGUUCCUCCCGGAAGGCACGCGAAUCGCCGCCUACUGGAGUCAGCAGUAUCGUUGCCUCUACCCAGGGACAGUCGUACGAGGGGCUCAUGAUCAGGAGGAAGACGGGGAUCUGAUAACAGUGGAGUUCGAUGAUGGCGACACCGGCCGGAUCCCCUUGUCCCACAUCCGGCUCCUUCCACCUGAUUACAAGAUCCAGUGUGCCGAGCCGUCUCCCGCCCUCCUGGUGCCCAGCACGAAACGCCGGAGCCGCAAGUCCAGCAAGGAUACCGCGGAAGGGAAGGAGGGCAGUGGCACGGGGUCCGAGGAGCCAGCGGCGUCCAAGGGCAAAGGGCGUGGGAGAAAACCAAGCACCAAACAGAAAGCUGAAGAUGCCGUCCUCAAGGAAGAAGCAAGCCAGGGGGAAGCUUCAACAAACCCAUCGCUUGUGCCGGAGAAGCCCGUUUGCCUUAGCAAGCAAAGCGCAAAAGGCUCAAAGAAAGCGCAGCAGGUCCCCGCCAGGACCUCCUCCCAGGCAGAAGAAAAACGUCACAGCAAAGGCGGCAAAGUCAAGCUCUCCUGCAAGAUGCCCGGCCCGGCCCAACCCGCCUUCCAGCCUCCGGCAUUCAGCAGCACUCGGGGCGACGAGCCCUAUGCCGAGAUCCCGGGCGUCCUGGGGGCCUUCAGCUCUUCGGACACCUCCUCUGGCAAAGCUCGGUCCAAGAAGGAGAAAUCUGCAGAGGAGUCACAAGAGUUUGGGUCUGUGGCCAAAGCCCAGAGGAAAGUCCCCGACAGCGAUAUCCUCAUCAAGCUGGACCACGAAGGAGUGAUGUCUCCCAAAACCAAGAAGACGAAGGAAGCCAUGCGGAUGCUGGGCAGCUCCAGCCUGGCCGGCAGGAGGGAGGCCAAAAACAUCCUGGGGCUGAGCUACGGCCCCGUGGCCGACGCCAAGCGGCAGAAAGCGUCCAGGGCCAAGGGGACCGGCGGCGAAUCUCCAGCCCCAAACUUUGGGGGGAAGUUUGGCGGCUCUGGAGAGAGCUCCGCGAAGCAGCAAGAGGACAAGGCGCAAGCCGGGCCGGCAGGAGACGAGUCGGAAAGCAACAGCAGCGGCAGCAGCUCUGAGUCGGAAGGGGAGGAAGAGGCGGAGAAGAACGGAGGGGGAGCCCCCGACAGCAGCUCGGCCAGCUCGCGGGCCUCCACGCCUGUCUCCUCCUCCAACUCCUCGUCGUCCUCUUCUUCCAGCAGCUCCAGCUCUUCUUCCUCCUCGUCCUCGUCCUCCACCUCUUCCUCCUCGUCCUCUAGCUCCAGCUCUUCCUCCUCCUCCUCCUCCUCGUCUUCCUCCGCCACGGACGAAGACUCCUCCUGCAGCUCGGACGACGAGGCGGCCGAAUCCCAGGCGGGGGCCUCCUCCGCCCAGCAGACCCUCCCCGCCAAGGGGGCCAAGCAGGCGGGGAAGUCUCGCUCGGCCGCAAACCCCCAGAGCCCCAAGCAGGAGCAGCAAUCGGCACAGAAGCAGCAGCAGCAACAGCAGGCGGGGGGCAAGACCCGCCCCAAGAAGCGGGAGGGGAUCCACCUGCCCACCACCAAGGAGCUGGCCAAGCGGCAGAGGCUGCCCUCGGUGGAGAACCGGCCCAAGAUCGCGGCCUUCCUGCCGGCGCGGCAGCUCUGGAAGUGGUUUGGGAAGCCCACCCAGAGGCGUGGGAUGAAGGGCAAAGCUCGCAAGCUCUUCUACAAGGCCAUUGUCCGCGGAAAGGAGAUCAUCCGCAUCGGAGACUGCGCCGUCUUCCUGUCGGCCGGCCGCCCCAACCUGCCCUACAUCGGCCGCAUCCAGAGCAUGUGGGAAUCCUGGGGGAACAACAUGGUUGUCCGAGUGAAAUGGUUUUACCACCCGGAAGAAACCAACCCUGGCAAGAAGCUCAACGAAGGCAAGCGCUGGGAUCAGAAAUCCAGCAGGAGCCUUUCGACCGCUCUCCAGGCCUCCAGCCAGAGGAAGGACUUCAUGGAGCGAGCGCUGUACCAGUCCUCGCACGUGGACGAGAACGACGUCCAGACCAUCUCGCACAAGUGUCUGGUGGUCGACCUUGAGGAGUACGAGCAGAUGCUGAAGACCAAGAAGUACCAGGACAGCGAGGACCUCUACUACCUAGCGGGGACGUACGAGCCCACCACAGGCAUGAUCUUCAACACGGACGGGGUGCCGGUCAUCUGCUAACCGCUUCUGGGACAGGGAAUUCUGGGAAGCACACCCCGACACUUCCAAAGCAUUCGGUUCAAUACAGCCAGCCUCCACCCCGUCCGCGGAGCGGGGCGGGGGUGCAGAGCGGGGCAGAAGAGAAGUUAAAUGUGCCUGUUUUCCGACGACAGCAUGAUUGUUUAAGCGCCCGGCCGCAUCGCAACAGGACAGGUUCCGGAAAACAAGAGAGGUCCGCCUUGCCCAAAGGGAUUUCCUGAAGUCCAGCUGAGAUCCAGCCGCUUGGCUCUCCUGCAGAAGAAGGGAACAGAUUUGCAGAAAAGGAAACGGCAGGUCGGAUUCUGCCUCUCGGGAACGAGCGUGGCUUUGUGGCCAAAACCCCUGAACUUUUCCCUCGGGUUCAGGCUUCCAUAGGAUAUUUCAGGACACCAGUCAUUUUUUUUCCUCUGGACUUUCCGAUUCCAAGGCGACCCGUCCCACUUUCCCUCGCCCAACCGCCAACCGACUUUUGCCAGGUCGGGGAGGGGCAAACUGCGUUGACUGCCAGUUAAAGAACACUUCGUUGUUGACUCUCUCACCUCGAAGGACCUCCUCUCCGCUCUCUAGCAGGGUACUGAUACAGGGGGGCAGCCCCAAAAUCUCCGGUCGCCAAAGGGGCAGGGGGUUGCUUGGGCGCAAAGGGGUGUGGGCCGACAUCCCUCUUAGGUGACGAGGAGCCGAGCAGACGGGCGAGGAGAUGAGGUGCUGAACCAUUUUCACAGCAUGGGGGAGAAAAAACACCCUCUAUUUUGGGGCCAGCCCCACUUCUCCAACCAUUGGGCGGUUGUCUCCCAAACAACGGCAUUUCCCUUCCACGUGCAAGUUGAAUGUAAGUUGCCCAGUCCUGGUUCGAAACAUGGGCCCUCCUUCAUCGGAUA